AUGGACACAGAGGAUGGACAGGUUUUCAUAAGAAACUUGGCGUACUUUGUACGAACACAUGAGAAAGCGCUCGCAAACGCACUACAGUUGCAGCGACAGGCUCCCAAACAUGAGCGAAGCAAUUCUCUCUCGCCUACCUCGCCCACGGGUCCCUCGAGCCCCCCAGUCUCCACUUCUUCCAGUGUCUGGGCCGCAGCACUCUCGCUACCAUCUUUGACUUUCACAUCUCCCACGAUUAAGCCGGCGAAGUUGACGCUGACACCGCACCAUCUGUUCUACCUGCUCUCGCGAUUUGAGGACACCUCCAUUCCUGUGGGACCCAUGAAUGUUCGACUGGAAAACAUCCACACCGAUGCCUCGCCCACAAACUAUGUGUCGUUCCUCAGCAAUACCCAGCGCCACAGGCAGAAGAACUCAGACGGCAAUUCGAUUCACUCUGUGUCGAGUGUGCGUAGCGUAAUGUCUGGCAUGUCCUCGCUUUGGUCAAGUCUGCGCAUUGGAUCCAAUAGUGCAGCCAAGGCCGAGAAGCAGAAGGCAUUGCUCCAGGAGGAUCUGCGAUACCUCUACUCCGCGUUCACCAAGAUCCCCUGUCUGCGACUAGCUCCGGAUCACAAGGCUCGCCUGAUCGCGGGGUAUGAGGAGUUUCCUUUCGACACUGCUGUGCCACUUUUCGCCUUCAAGAACGUUACAGCGCUGGAGAUCUACGAUGUCGAUUUUCGCCAGUUCUAUGGCUGGGACAGGCUUGCUGAGAACCUUCGCAGUCUGACUGUCAAGCGAGCAGGUGUCGACGAUCCUGCUGAUCUGAUCAUCAACAUUGUCUUGGACGAUAUCGACAAGCGUCGCAGACGUUCUGCUAAGGCACCUCAGUCUCCAGCACCAUGGCCCACGACAAGUCCUACCGCAAGACACGCACACCUAGCCCGGUCCGAGGAGUCGCCGCCGUCCUCGCCCAACGCUUCCAGCAAACAAGGAUCGAGCCCUCGUAAUUCCGAUGUCAUGCGAGACUGCCCUAGCAAAGUGCCUGCGACACAGCGUCAGCGAAGCAAUUCGCCUACUCGACCCACCAGCUCUCGACAUGGCUCGAGCCAUGCUCAUGGCCACGGAAGGAGUUCUGCCCCAAACUACAGGCGUUCAUCUGGUAGCUCGGCAUCAAGCGUCCGAUCGAACACACCAAGGGGAAGUUCGUCUAAUCUACUCUCCCUAGGUUGGUUUCCUUCGACCAAGUGGCGCUUUCUGAGGCAUUUGAGUCUGGCAGACAACGCUCUCACGAACAUAUCUCCUCAGAGUCUUGCGCCGCUUACGAAUACCUUGCAGUCGCUCGACCUCUCCGCCAACCUUUUCAGCGAGAUCCCGGAUAGCCUGGCUACUUUGACUUGCCUACGUGCACUCAACCUGUCAAAUUGCAUGAUCGAGGGGUUGCAAUCCCUAGGACGCAAUCCGUUGCCUGCGAUCACCACCCUGAAUCUGCGGUCCAAUCGUCUAUCGUCACUAGCUGGAAUCGAGCGCCUGCUGUCCCUGGAACGAGUCGACUUCAGGGAUAACAAUCUGACGGAUCCUACUGAGCUCGCGCGACUCACUGUCAUCCCUGACAUGGCCGAGAUCUACAUCCACCGCAACCCCUUUUGCAAGUCAUAUUCCAACUACCGUGUCACAAUCUUCAACUUGUUCCGCCGGACACCUGGCUACACAGAGGAUGUCAUCAUUGACUCAACAGGACCAAGCAAUGUUGAGAAGAAACAACUUGUCGAUCGAGCACCUGAGCUUCCAGGUGUCCCAGUCGUCAAACCGCCGGUCGAAGACGAGAUGCCACCGCCCCAUGUUCCUCCGAUGGUCGUCAAGGCUAUCGACUCCACAACCGAGGACCCGGACCUUCUCGGGCGCUCCGGCUCGGUGCAACGUCAGAAGAGCGCACGGAGCGCGCAGGCUGCGCACGGCUCACAACGGAAGAAGAAGGGUCCCAAGCGGAGGAUUGUUGAGCUCUCGCAUGCUGAGGCCUUGCAACAAUCAAACGCUUCUGGCCUUACUGGAUUGCCUUACGACGACACGUCCGCAAGGACACCGCCCAGGAUACAGAAAACCACCACAGACGUCACAGUGCCAGACAAACCUCGCUUCGAAGAGCCACAGAAUGGGAAAGUCACUGGAGAUCCUGUCAAGAGGCCCUCUCUCGAUGAGCGAGUCGUCAUAGACACUACUCAUACCACCCACCAGCAAUUGCCGCCUAUCGAUACCUCGACCGAGAGCAAAGCUCCUCAGAUCCCCGAGCAGGAGUUCGAUGUCAGCAAUGAUCUGUACAAGAAGAAGAUCGAGGCGCUUCGAGAAGACUUCGGCAACACUUGGUUGACUGCGUUGGGUGACGAGAGCUGGGAUUCCGCCGCUUCAGGCCUGUCGCCAGACCGCGGUUACACCUCACCUACCAUACGACCAGCGAUGCCCCGGACGCCCAGUCAGGGUAUCGUCUCAGGCGGUCGCACACUGGGCUGA
This is a messenger RNA of Didymella exigua CBS 183.55, 2484 nucleotides long. RefSeq names its product L domain-like protein. The transcript is spliced from 2 exons. Gene Ontology annotation, molecular function: protein kinase binding. Gene Ontology annotation, cellular component: cytoplasm. Lineage: Eukaryota; Fungi; Ascomycota; Dothideomycetes; Pleosporales; Didymellaceae. Bases 1 to 2484 code for a protein of 827 amino acids. The record is from RefSeq and is a predicted model, not a curated record.